This is a messenger RNA of Solea solea (common sole), 2365 nucleotides long. RefSeq names its product heparan sulfate 6-O-sulfotransferase 2 (gene hs6st2). Gene Ontology annotation, molecular function: heparan sulfate 6-sulfotransferase activity. Bases 363 to 1769 code for a protein of 468 amino acids. The transcript has 2 exons. Gene Ontology annotation, cellular component: membrane. Lineage: Eukaryota; Metazoa; Chordata; Actinopteri; Pleuronectiformes; Soleidae. The record is from RefSeq and is a predicted model, not a curated record.
UGCUGGGAAGUAAGGUCAAAAAUCACAGGCUGCUGUUCAAGACAAUCACCAUCGACUGCUGCUGGAAAGAUCGUCAAACUAUUACUCUUGGGGUACAACACGUUUGUAUAAGUUUGUUCGCUCAAAAGAGACGGAUCGACUUUGCUAAGAAUUAUUCAACAUUAAACUUAAAACACUCUAUCGCCCUCGUGCACUCUGCCGAAGACACAACACCGUGGCUAACUAACGUUAGCUGGUCAGCUGCAGCAUUGUUAUUGUUUUCGCUGGGUUUGGCGGCCGUAUAAACACUACUCCCCGAGGUACCCCAGCCCAGGCAGGGGUCCGGACUGGCUGAGUGAUGUGUUUCUGCUCCUCCCGGGAAGAUGGAUGAGAAGUCCACCAGCAGCAGCCACCAGAGGCUCCUCAUCGCCCUGCUCAUGUCGUUGCUUUUCGGAGUCAUCACGGUCCAGUAUGUGUGUCCCAGCAGGUCCGAGUGCCACAUGCUGCACCAGUUGGGAUCCUGGUUGAAAGUCGGCAGUGCACCUGGUCCCCGGAGCAGUGGUAACGAACCCCGGGACGUGCUCCAAAAAGACCCGUACAUUGCAGAAGACGGCGCCCUGGUCCGCUUUGUCCCCCGUUUCAACUUCACCAAAGACGAUUUAAAUCGCGUUGUAGACUUCAACAUCAAAGGAGACGACGUUAUAGUUUUCCUACACAUUCAAAAAACAGGUGGCACCACCUUUGGGCGACAUCUUGUGCGAAAUAUCCAGCUGGAGAGACCGUGCGAGUGCCAUGCGGGCCAGAAGAAAUGUACCUGUUACCGGCCAGGUAAAAAGGAAACCUGGCUCUUCUCCCGGUUUUCUACCGGCUGGAGCUGUGGGCUUCAUGCGGACUGGACGGAACUAACCAAAUGUGUCCCGUCACGCAUGAACACACGAGAGGCUCCCAAGAACCUGCCCAGAUGGAACUAUUAUUAUAUAACCAUCUUAAGAGAUCCAGUAUCACGCUAUUUGAGUGAGUGGCGUCAUGUGCAGCGUGGUGCCACAUGGAAAGCCUCCUUACACGUGUGUGAUGGACGUUCACCAACGCUGUCUGAGCUGCCAAGCUGCUACCCUGGAGAUGACUGGUCAGGCUGCUCCCUUCAGGAGUUCAUGGACUGCCCCUACAACCUGGCCAACAACCGGCAGACCCGCAUGCUGGCUGACCUCAGCCUGGUUGGAUGCUACAAUGUCUCUGCCAUGAGCGAGGACGAGCGCUGGGCAGUACUUCUGCACAGUGCUAAGCGUAACCUACGGGACAUGGCCUUCUUUGGGCUGACUGAGUACCAACGUAAGACACAGUACCUGUUUGAGCGAACCUUCAACUUGGAGUUCAUUGCACCCUUUACACAGCUCAAUGGCACACGUGCCUCUAGUGUUGACAUACCUCCUGAAAUACAACGCACAAUCCGUCAGCUAAACCGAUGGGAUGUAGAGUUGUACGAGUACGGCCGAGACCUUUUCUUACAGCGUUUCCAGGUGGCGCGGCAGCAGGAGCGCAGGCUGGCCAGAGAGAGGCGGCAGCAGGAAAGAAGGCGGCUCCGUGGAAGGCUUACAACAAAGCAAUGGAGGCAGCUGAAGCCCACAGAAACACCCCGUCAGCUUGACAGCCACUCUGUAGUUACUGAGGAGCAACUGAGGAAGAAGGCUGGUGGAGACAAUGUGGAGUUAGAGAUGCCUCUCCCAGAGUGGUGGGAUUUGGACGAGAAUAGCACCAUGGAGGAUUACAUGGACAACGUGGAACAGUGGUAGGGACAGGAAUGAGAGGUCUUAAUGCUAAAUGUGCCAUGUUGUGCAUUGUCUGUUGUUAAUAAAUCCAAGUUAUUUUUGUAUAUGCUCUUCAUUAUCUUUACUCAAUGAACUGUUUUAAAAAAACACAUGUAUUUAUUGAUAAUGAUUGUAUGUCUUCGCCACAACUGAUAUUCAUAAGGUAAUGGAUGGAUUUUUUUUUUCUUUUGCCAGAAAAAGAAGCUGCUCUUUCUGCUGUCUUACACUUGUCCAUGUUCACACAAGCCUUUUAGUCUCUUCUCCUGGCUUAUAAAUACAUUUGAACCCUCAUCAAACUUUAAUUGAUGGGAGGAUCCUGUUUUUGGUCAAAUGAACAAUAUAAUACUUGUUUCUAUUUAAAAAAUGUUUGUGAUUAACAAUCAAUAUUUUUUGCAAGAUUGUUGUCUCCUUUGAAAUGUGUACAUUUUAAAAUGUACCUGUGUUUUUAAGUGUCUCUUUAAGUGACAGAAAAGAACGGCAUUUUCAUAGAUACCUCAAUGUGUUGUGUUAACUGCUAAUGUUGUAAAAUUACUGAAUGUGUCCCAAGUCUCAAUUUUUAUAUAAAAACAAUUUUACAUCUA